Aureobasidium pullulans EXF-150 is the source of this 879-nucleotide messenger RNA. RefSeq lists its product as uncharacterized. The record is from RefSeq and is a predicted model, not a curated record. Bases 132 to 698 code for a protein of 188 amino acids. Lineage: Eukaryota; Fungi; Ascomycota; Dothideomycetes; Dothideales; Saccotheciaceae. The transcript has 3 exons.
AGUCUCACUCGUCAUCCUGCACAAUCUCACUUUGACCGUUAUCUGCAAGAGCUUAUCACAGCCAGUCUGACUGAAGACUUCACAUCCUCAAACCGAGCAACACACACGCGGUCGAAUAAACCACAGACACCAUGUCACAAUCACAAUCUUCGGCCCCGCCGCCAGAGUACACGCGACAGGACCCAACACCCUUGACACCCUCAACCCUGCUAGGAAGCUCAUCACACUCUACAAAAGAAGCAAUUGCUUCCGAUGCGCAUCUGCAAUCGAGCCUACCGUCUGAACACUAUUCCUCCAAGCCCACCGCAUCUACCACCACCACAUCAAUCCCAGAUUACGACCGACCGCCUUCGCACACCCCCAGCUCCCAAACAACCGCCUCUACUAUCCUACCCACCUAUGCUCAAACGGGCAGCUACAAAGGCUUUCCCUCAGAAGCAGCAUAUUUGGCUGCUCUCACUGAAUGGGCCGAGACCAAGAAAUACAUCCAGCCAUCGGAAGAAGGGCAAACACUGAGCGGUUUCUUCGGAUACAAGACUAUGGAGGAGUAUUCCGGCCAAGGGACAAAACAAGAUACGGUAAAGAAAGAUGAGCGACGGGCAAGUCAUGGCGACAAGGAAAAGGAAAAGCAAGGAUUUAUGGGAUUUCUCAAGAAGAUGGCGAAAAAAGAUGAGGGAGGUGGACAUGAGAGAGAAUGAGCAACAUUGUCAAAAUGCAAGAUUAUGUUCAUAACUGAAGGAGAUCACAGGUAUAUGAUUCAGGCUCUUCCUGAAGAUGGCAAACGCUGUACUAAACUUUUUUGUGCAAUCUAAUAGAAACCCGUACAGCCAGGACCUCCGGGUUGAUAUCCACGUGUUUAACCUACUCACCUCCCAGCUA